GUCAGAUUAUAAAAGUAAACAGAAAUACAAAGUAAUAACGUGAAAUUGUGAAUUGGUUUCCAUGACAUGCUCUCAAGGUUGAGUUGCCUGUAGGAUAUGACUGUGUCUCCCUUUUCAGAAGGAGAAAAGGCCCAGGAUCCCUUCAUGAGGUCAUGUAAGUAUAAGAAGAGUCCUUAUGCCAGCACUAACACAGCCUGCUGUUCACUCCAGACCGCCCUGAAGCAUUCACCAUGUCUUUUCAGAACAAUGUCCAAAGAACCACAGGGGAAGUGGCUCUGACAACCAUCUUGCUUUUCCAGAUGGGCAUUGGGACUCUGGCCAAUGUCACUCUCUUCUUCUUUAAUGUCUCUCCAAUCUUGUGUGGACACAAGCAGAGGCUCCCCAACACCAUUCUCACCCACAAGGCUGUAGCCAAUUUCUUAGUUCUUCUCUCUGCUGGGAUUCCCCACAAGAUGGCGGCUUUUGUUUUGAGGAAGCCCCUGUCCAGUCUUGGGUGUAAAUUUGUAUAUUAUGUACACAGAGUAGCUCGCGGCACCACCAUGUGCUGCACCUGCGUCCUGAGCACCCAUCAGUUCUUCAUACUCAUCCCAGAGAGGGCGGUGUGGAGGAUGCUCAGAGGAAGAACCCCCAAGAUCAUUGAUCCUUUCUGCUGUAUCUGCUGGAUGUUCAGUGUCUUAAUGAAUAUCUAUGUUCCUGUGAAAGUCACUGGUUCACAGGACACAGGAAACAGUAGUGACAUCCUCGGGAAGUGGUUCUGCUCAUCCUCAACUCCGAGUGCAGGCACUGUCAUCCUGUGGUUUGUCUCCGAUGCCAUAUUUAUUGGUCUCAUGAUCUGGUCCAGUGGCUCCAUGGUGCUGUUCCUGUACAGGCACCACCAGAGAAUACAGUAUAUUCACACCCCCAAUGGCUACCGCAAAUGUUCCCUGGAGAUCAGAGCUGCCCACACCAUCCUGAUGCUGGUGGCCACCUUUGUGAACUUUUAUGUGCUGAAUUCCAUUUUUGCGUUUUAUGUCACUGUCUUUUUAGAUUUCCGUCUAUGGUUGAUAGAGACUUCUAAUAUUUUGGCUUCAUGUUUCCCCACUUUUAGCCCCUUCUUGCUGAUCCUUCGGGAUUCUGGGGUUCCUAGGUCCCACUCUUGAGUUGUUAGAAAUCAAAUGUAAAUAUGCAGAAGACCGCUUUGAUAACUACCAUGAUCACUGUAUUCAGUGACCGUUUACUCAGCACUGUUUUUUUACGUAAUAUCCACAGUGAUCUUAGAGGGUGACUUUGAUACUGGGGUUGCACCAAGAGAACUCAAAGUCAAUCUGAAAAUUAUGAGCUUGAAACGGACACACAAAGUUGUUGAGGAAACAUGUCUCCCCCUUGACCACUGCAGCUGCUGAAACGAAUCUGUUUUCUUCAGGAGUAUUCGAAGUGUUUCUGCAAAUUUUAUCUCAGUGUGGGCAUGCCGGACACACUGGCAUACAUUGGUACAUAAA
Messenger RNA from Panthera uncia (snow leopard), 1478 nucleotides. RefSeq names its product vomeronasal type-1 receptor 1. Gene Ontology annotation, molecular function: pheromone receptor activity. Gene Ontology annotation, cellular component: membrane. Bases 231 to 1139 code for a protein of 302 amino acids. Lineage: Eukaryota; Metazoa; Chordata; Mammalia; Carnivora; Felidae. The transcript has a single exon. Gene Ontology annotation, biological process: G protein-coupled receptor signaling pathway. The record is from RefSeq and is a predicted model, not a curated record.